AUGAAAGUCUACACAGUGACUUUCGUGGCGAGUUCACUCAGUGGCAUCGCUCUGCUCUGUUGUCUCCUGGCCAUCGGUCAAAUCUACAGCAAUGUACAGGACUUUUGGUCUGAGCUUGACAUGGAGAUGAGCGCCAUUCGCACUCAAACGGACCAACUCUGGAAGGACCUCGUUCACAUCGGCAUUACUCGUCGUAAACGUGAGGCGGCUUAUGCAACCGCCGGAUCGGGUCCGAACUGCGGUCCAGGCUGUGUUGGCCCGAACUGCGGUCCAUGUGCUCCGGGGUCAUCGGGAUCUUCUCAUUCGGGUGGGGUCUCGGGCGGGGGCCCAGGUGCACCCGCAGGCUCAUUUGGUUUAGCUCCCUCGGGGCCAGGUCCUACUAGUGCUGGCUGCCAAUGCAAGAGUCCAGAACACAACAAAUGCCGUCAUGGUCCUGUUGGACCCAAAGGAGCUCCCGGUGUCCCUGGACCUAAUGGUCUUCCCGGUCUCGACGGCAAGCCAGGAUAUGACUCCGCUGACGUUACUCCCGAGAUGCAAGACACCGGUAUUUGCUUCUACUGCGCUCAUGGACCUCCAGGCCCUCCAGGCCCUACUGGUCGACCUGGCCCACGUGGAAUGAAGGGAGCCGAUGGAGUCGUUGGACAACCUGGAAAGGAUGGCAAUCCCGGAUGGCCAGGAGAGUUGGGGGCACACGGUCCACAAGGACGUCCAGGACCAGAUGGACGACCUGGCGAGAAAGGAGCCGAUGGACGUAAACCAAUUGGACGUCCCGGACCAAAAGGUCAACGUGGUCCACCAGGAGAUCCCGGACCACAGGGAUCACCUGGUGAACCCGCUCCUACUGGAGAGCCAGGACCAGCUGGACCACCCGGAGCAGCCGGAGUGGCAGGACCACAAGGUUUCGAAGGUCCACCAGGUUUCGAGGGAAAUCCAGGACGACCAGGAAGAGAUGCCGAAUAUUGCCACUGCCCAGCAAGAGGUUUCCGCGGAGGCCACGUCUCCAAGAAGAUCUAA
Haemonchus placei is the source of this 1014-nucleotide messenger RNA. NCBI's taxonomy places the organism in Eukaryota, Metazoa, Nematoda, Chromadorea, Rhabditida, Trichostrongylidae. The record is from the annotation of a GenBank genome assembly.